This is a messenger RNA of Stegostoma tigrinum, 11607 nucleotides long. Its product is annotated as enhancer of filamentation 1-like. The record is from RefSeq and is a predicted model, not a curated record. Gene Ontology annotation, molecular function: protein binding. The transcript is spliced from 6 exons. NCBI's taxonomy places the organism in Eukaryota, Metazoa, Chordata, Chondrichthyes, Orectolobiformes, Stegostomatidae. Gene Ontology annotation, cellular component: cytoplasm; plasma membrane. Gene Ontology annotation, biological process: cell migration; cell surface receptor protein tyrosine kinase signaling pathway. The coding region runs from base 181 to 2691 and encodes 836 amino acids.
CACCAGCUUCCCUCCUGGCUGCCUGCUGUUUACCAUUGCAGAAGUGGUGAACUACUCGGAGUCAGAUACCAGCCAGACAUGCAACAUGUAUGGUCAGUGUAAUGUUAUAGUUCAGCUGGGGGAAGAACAGAGACCCAUCUUGAAGCUGCAUUGAUUUUGGACCCUGUCAAUUGACUGAGAAUGGCUAAAAUAAUUGGAUCCACGACAACAGAUAACCUCAAUUCACAGAACCUUAUGGCAAAGGCUCUCUAUGACAACAAAGCAGAGACGCCUGAUGAGCUGGCAUUUCGUAAAGGAGACAUACUGACGGUGAUAGAACGAAAUGUCAAAGGGGAUGAGGGAUGGUGGCGUUGCUCUCUGCAUGGACGACAAGGCAUUGCUCCCGGAAACCGCCUGCAGCUGCUCACUGGGUCACAGUAUGAUAUCCCGUCUCUGAACUCGUCAUCCUACUCUUUGCAACACAGGCAGUCGCAGCAAAACAUCUAUCAGUCGCCAACGAAGCAACAUCAAAGCCUGUCCUCAACCCCUAGCUCCGGGGCAAGAGAUAAUGUCUAUCAGGUGCCCUCCAUGCCCCGGUCACACAGUCAGAUCUACCAAGUGCCAACAGCAUCUGCUGAAUUCCAUGGUAACAGGGGCCUGGAACAUCCAAAUCAGAUGUAUGGCAGUCCUGGACCAGCAAGGAAAUUCUCAAUGUUCCAAACUGAAGCAGAGAAGAGUCUAAUCCAGCAGCUUUACGACAUUCCACUGAGUCUCGAGAGGCCCAGAGCUAUAGCCCUGCAGCAGGUGUAUGAUGUCCCUCCAAGUGUAUGCAGAGAUGGACCGAAUAGACAGAGCACCUAUGACAUCCCCGUGUCUUACGGUAGCGAGCCUCAGAGGUUGUCAGCCGGGCCGUAUUGCACCCUGCCGGCUCCCGGCAAACACAGCCGGGAUCAAGUGGACGCCAGCCGAGCUGCCAAACCCGAGCUCUACGACGUGCCGCUCUCCAGGGACGGAGCCGCCUUGUCAAAGGAAGCCCUGUACGACGUUCCUCCCACCACGGGCGGCGCUACCGGCUGGGGUUCACCUCAUCACGGCACCCUGCCGGCGAGGCUAAAACAUCCGGCCGCUGCCCGUCAGCCUCUGUACGACGUCCCCUCGCCGACGUCGCAGCGCUCACUUUACGACGUCCCCCCGUCACGUGAGCCCGCAGCGUCCAACCGCCGCCUCUCGAAGUUUCCAGAAGUCUACGACGUUCCGGUCAGCGCUGUGAAGCCGGUCCCGGACGCCGCGCACCAUAACCUUUACGACUUGCCCAGGAUUGGCCCCCGGGACGCACCCGCUGCCAGGAACCCCGCGGAGUCCGUCUAUGAUGUCCCCCCGCAGGUGUCCCGGGACGUGGAGGCCGCCCGGGAGGAGGAGGGCCCAGGCCCCGCGGUGCCCGACACCGCCCAGGAGAUCACCCUGGAUGUGGAGAUGGCCGUCGGCCGGUUGGUGCAGCUGCAGCAGCAGGUCGUCGACUCGGUGGGCAGCGUUAUGGUGUUCGUCAGCAGCCAGUGGAGGCAGCUGUCCUUCUUGGAGGAGAACCUCAGCCAGAUCCACUCGGCAGCGGACGAGGUGAUGAAGUCGCUGGGCACCUUCAUGGACUUUGUGAGGGGAGUGAAAGUCAAUGCCACACGCCUGACGGAUGGCAAUCUCCAGAACCGGCUGUACAAGCAGCUCUUGAUCCUGGAGGAUUCCUACCACAUCAUGGUGGAGACCUGCCAGGCACUGGGCGCCUCCGACUGGUCCCUCGAUGUCCUGGUGGUGAGCAGCCCUCAGGCCAGCCCUGACGAUCUUGACCGCUUCAUCAUGGUGACCCGGACCAUCCCGGAUGAUGUGAAGCGACUUGCGUCCAUUAUAAUUGCCAACGGCAAGCUUCUCUUCAACCAGGUGGCAGAGAGGCAUGAAGGACAGUGUCAGCAGCAAUCCCCUUCAACACCGGGCAACCCACAGUCCACCAGUGACAACCAGCCUCGUCUGCAGAGGAAGAACAACGGGCUCUUUAUUAAACAAAAAGCUCCACUGCCAACACCUCCAAGGAAAGAUAACAAUUCAAAACCAAGAAACCUGUUAAUCGCCAGACAAACCCACAUAGAAGACUGCGAUUAUGUCCAGUUACAGAGGAAAGAGGAAUUUGAAAGGCAAGAUCAAGAAAAGGAAAGCAUCAAACAACAAGAAAGAGAAAGUUUCAAGCAGAAAAAGCUCCUUUUAGAACGAAAGAUGACAGAAGAAAAGAUUCGAAAACCGGGAGAUGGCAGUGUUAAAGGGCUGAAGGAGACCCAGUCCCUUAUCUCUGGCUCUGACCAAUGCAGAAUGUUCUUUAAUGCCCUGCAAAAGGCAAUCAUUGCAUUCACUGACAAUGUCAAUGAAAACCAAUCCUUGGAGGUUUUAAUCAAAAACAGCAAAGCAGUGAUAAUGAUUGGCCAAAAGCUGGUGGACCUGCUGUGCCGUGAGACCGGACAAAAGAACAUUCAUAAAGAGAUGCUGAGUAGAAGCAAUCAGUUCUGUGGGAGGAUGAAAAAGGUUGCCAUGGCAACCAAGAAUGCAGUAUUGCAGCCGAACACCAAGACCUUACAAGAGAUGAAGGAUCAGGUGGCAGAACUAUCCCAGCAGGCUGAGCAGCUCUGGCUUCUACUAGAACAGGCCACAUCUCAGAGGGGAGCUGAAAACUGAGAAGCAGGGAGAUUUUAUCUUAUCUUUUCGCUAAAAUUCACAUUACAAAAAAGUUGCAGAUUUCUAAUUUGUUUUAUCUCUUGCCAUUUGUUUUAAACCAGUUUUUAAAUGAGACAAAGUACAGUAAGGCAGGUUUUAUUCAGUAACAAGUUAAGCUGAGGAAGAAGCUAACUUAGAUUUCCAAACAAUUAAUUUUGUUCCUCUGUAGUGGCAUCACAUUUUAGUAUUUAUGGCUAAACUAAACAGUAUUUAUUAGAAAAGGUUGGAUAUAGUACAAGAGGACUAUAUCUGGUUCAUCAGAUUCUUUGACCCCCCCCCUCUACCAACAAUGCCUUAAUUUGAACUGUUUUAAAGUUCAUUGUAACCUAGGUGAAAAGGAGUAGUUUUAGUAAAAUUUAGAACCAAAGUUAAAAUCAGUAAGUGAACUCCAGGCUUUAUGUUUUCACCAGAGAAGCCUAGUUUCAUCAGGAAAUCUCUUUUGAGCUAUAAAUUGGUGUAAAAGAGAGAGCUAGGGUUCUGAUCCCUCUCCCUGCCUUCAAUAGGUGCAAUUAAAAAUAACUGGAGAAAUGCAGGAAAAACACGAAUUUGAGGCGAGAGUGGCAGCUUUUGAUGCCAAGGCUGCAUUUUACAAGCUGGAGUCAGUGGAAAUCGGGUGAAAAACCCCUCUGGUUAGAAUCACCUUGAACAAAGAAGAUGGUUGUGGUUGUUGGCAGUCAGUCAUCUCAGCUUCUGGAUAUCUGCUAAUAUCAAUGAACUUGCUGCCAUCAUAAAGUCAGGAGUGAGGAGGUUUGCUGAUUGCGCAAUGUUCAGUACCAUUUGGAAUUUGUACAAGGCCAGCAAGACAUGGACAGUAAGUGGCAAGUAAUAUUCACAUCUCACAAAAUGCCAGGUAAUGGCCAUCUCCAAUGAGAAUUUAAUUACUGUCCCUUGACAUUGUGAUGAAUUCCCCUCGUCACAUUUUUCCGUCCGCGCCCCCCCCAUCACUGACAGACACGCACCAUAUCCAGAAGCAUCCCCUUUUUCACCAUUUAAUGCUCAAUAACAACCAUCUAUAGGAUGCACUACAGAAAUUAACCAAGGCUCCCUAGCACCUUCCAAACUCUUGCCCACCUCCAUCAAAGACAAUAGCAGGAGAUACGGGAGAACGCCAUCUAUAGUUGCCUUCCAAGCCACUCACCAUCCAGACUUCGAAACCUGUGGCUAUUCUUGCACUAUUGCCAGAUCAAAAGUUUGGACCUCCCUUCCAGUAUUACAGUUGCACAGUAUUACAGUUGCAGAAAGGAUGUUUGGGGACUCGUCAGCUGAGGUUAGAAACAGGAUAGGAGAGGUCACCCUGUUGGGAGUUUUCUAUAAGCCUCCAAAUAGUUCCAGAUAUGUAGAGGAAAGGAUAGCAAAGAUGAUUCUCGAUAGGAGUGAGAGAGAGAGACAGGGUAGUUGUCAUGGGGGACUUCAACUUUCCAGAUAUUGACUGGGAACACUAUAGUUCGAGUACUAUAGAUGGGUCAGUUUUUGACCAGUGUGUGCAGGAGGGCUUCCUGACAUAGUAUGUAGAUAGGUCAACAAGGGGCGAAGCCACAUUAGAUUUGGUACUGGGUAAUGAGCCCGGCCAGGUGUUAGAUUUGGAAGUAGGUGAGCACUUUGGUGAUAGCGAUCACAAUUCUGUUAUGUUUACUUUAGUGAUGGAAAGGGAUAGGUGUAUACCAUUGGGCAAGAGUUAAAGCUGGGGGAAAGGCAAUUACGAUGAGAUUAGGCAAGAUUUAGGGAGCAUAGGAUGGGGAAGGAAACUGCAGGGGAUGGGCACAUUAGAAAUGUGGAGCUUAUUCAAGGAAAAGCUCCUGUGUGUCCUAGAAAAGUAUGUGCCUCAGGCAGGGAGGAAGCUGCAGAGUGUGGGAGCUGUGGUUUACGAAGGAGGUGGAAUCUCUGGUCAAGAGGAAGAAGGCGGCUUAUGUUAGGAUGAGAUGUGAAGGCUCAGUUAGGGCACUUGAGGGCUACGAGGUAGCCAGGAAAGACCUAAAGAGAGAGCUCAGAAGAGCCAGGAGGAGACAUGAGAAGUUGUUGGCGGAUAGGAUCAGGGUAAACCCUAAGGCUUCCUAUAGGUGUUUAAGGAAUAAAAGAAUGACGAAAGAUUAGGCCCAAUCGAGGAUAGUAGUGGUAAGUUGUGUGUGGAGUCAGAUGAGAUAGGGGAAACGCUAAAUGAAUAUUUUUCAACAGUAUUCACUCUAGAAAACGACAAUGUUGUCGAGGAGAAUACUGAGAUACAGGCUACUAGACUAGGUGGGAUUGAGGUUCACAAGGAAGAGGUAUUAGAAAUCCUUCAGAGGGUGAAGAUAGAUAAGUCCCCUGGGCCGGAUGGGAUUUAUCCUCGGAUCCUCUGGGAAGCCAGGGAGGAGAUUGCCGAGCCUUUGGCAUUGAUCUUUAACUCGUCAUUGUCUGCAGGAAUAGUGCCAGAUGACUGGACGAUAGCAAAUGUGGUUCCCCCGUUCAAGAAGGGGAGUAGAGACAACCCUGGUAAUUAUAGACCAGUGAGCCUUACUUCAGUUGUUGGUAAAAUGUUGGAAAAGGUUAUAAGGGAUAGGAUUUAUAAUCAUCUAGAAAAGAAUAAAUUGAUUAGGGAUAGUCAGCACGGUUUUGUGAAGGGAAGGUCGUGCCUCACAAACCUUAUUGAGUUCUUUGAGAGGGUGACCAAACAGGUAGAUGAGUGUAAACCGGUUGAUGUGGUGUAUAUGGAUUUCAGCAAGGCGUUUGAUAAGGUUCCCCACAGUAGGCUAUUGUACAAAAUGUGGAGGAAUGGAAUUGUGGGAGAUAUAGCAGUUUGGAUCGGAAAUUGGCUUGCUGAAAGAAGACAGAGGAUGGUAGUUGAUGGAAAAUGUUCAUCCUGGAGACCAGUUACUAGUGGUGUACCGCAAGGGUUGGUGUUGGGUCCACUGCUGUUUGUCAUUUUUAUAAAUGACCUGGAUGAGGGCAUAGAAGGAUGGAUUAGUAAAUUUGCAGACGACACUAAGGUCGGUGGAGUUGUGGAUAGUGACGAAGGAUGCUGUAGGUUGCAGAGAGACAUAGAUAAGCUGCAGAGCUGGGCUGAGAGGUGGCAAAUGGAGUUUAAUGCAGACAAGUGUGAGGUGAUGCACUUUGGUAGAAGUAACCAGAAGGCAAAGUACAGGGCUAAGGGUAAGAUUUAGUAGUGUAGAUGAGCAGAGAGAUCUCGGGGUCCAUGUACACAGAUCCUUGAAAGUUGCCACCCAGGUUGACAGGGCUGUUAAGAAGGCGUACAGUGUUUUAGCUUUUAUUAAUAGAGGGAUCGAGUUACGGAACCAAGAGGUUAUGGUGAAGCUGUACAAAACUCUGGUGCGGCCGCACUUGGAGUAUUGUGUACAGUUCUGGUCACCGCAUUAUAAGAAGGAUGUGGAAGCUUUGGAAAGGGUGCAGAGGAGAUUUACUAGGAUGUUGCCUGGUAUGGAGGGCAGGUCUUACGAGGAAAGGCUGAGGGACUUGAGGCUGUUUUUGUUAGAAGAAGGUUGAAAGGUGACUUAAUUGAAACAUAAGAUAAUCAGAGGGUUAGAUAGGGAGAGCCUUUUUCCUAGGAUGGUGACGGCAAGCACGAGGGGGCAUAGCUUUAAAUUGAGGACAGAUGUCAGAGGUAGUUUCUUUACUCAGAGUAGUAAGGGAAUGGAACGCUUUGCCUGCAACGGUAGUAGAUUCACCAACUUUAAGUACGUUUAAGUCGUCAUUGGAUAAGCAUAUUGACGUACAUGGCUUCAGAUCGGUAUGACAGGUUGACACAACAUCGAGGGCUGAAGGACCUGUACUGUGCUGUUAUGUUCUAUGUUCCAAAUGGUGUAGGAGCCUAUGUCCAACACAGGGACUGCAGUGGUUUAAGAAGCUCAUCACCAUUGCAAGCUAACGAUGCCCACUUCCCCAAAUGAUAUUUAAUAUAAAACACAAGACAAAUGACAACUGAGAUAUACUCCUUUAGUCAGGGAAUGCGGUUCAAUAGAAACGAUUCGGAGCCAUGGUUUAUGUAUUUGCCCAGAUUUUGGCUGAAGUGUGGCAAUGGAAAGAAAAAGGACAAGUUGGCAUGCAGUUGAGGUGUUUGCAGACAUGUAUGAAGGGUAAUUGCAGGAGAAUGGCAAGGAUACAAAUUUCAGUAAGAUUCGUUGUCAGAUAAAGCAAGACUUAAAGUUUCAUCUUAUUUGUCAGAAAUUCUUUAUCCCUAGUUUCCUAAAACUUCAGGUUUUAUCUUAUCACUCUCUCCUAUUAGCUUGUCUGCUGCACCAUGGAAAGUUAGAAUUAUGCCCUGUACCAUAUUGAUACAGUAUGCACGUUUCUAAGAAGUAUUGCCUGAGGCACAAAGAACUUUACAGUUUGAAAGGAGAAUGAUACAAGGUAUGUCUGGAGGAAAAGAGAAAAUCUCAGUACAAAGUGGAAAGAGACAGUAAUAUUCAAGUUGCAGGCAAAGACUUUUUUUCUUUGGGUACGUAACUAAUUGUCAUACAGUCAGUGACUGUAGGGGUCAAUGGAUUUCUUUGUAACCUGGGACAGAGGGUCUUGGGUUCAAUAAUUUUGAGAAACUCAAGAAAGCAGAAUUAAAAUGUUUAUAGCCCAACACCCCUUGGAAGAUGUAAGGUCUCAGCUAGGGAAGGAGCAAAUUUGAGAAGCUGAUGUCUGCAUUUUUUUCUAUUUGUUUGUAACACAUUGGUUAAUUUUCCUUUCUUGAGAGGAAAAUAAAUUGAUUUGCCAUAGAGUGCAGAAGAACACCAGUGAGUGUUGUAUGUCUCUUUACUACAAAACAAAAACAGGGCUUGGGGAGGUGUGGAUACAGUCCCAUCAUUGAUCAUGAACCGAUGGAAGUCUUUGGGAGGGUGUCUGCACCACAUAUGAGGGGUCUGGCUAAUUUAUCUGGGCCAUGGAACAUGAUAGGCAACUGCAAACUGAGCAGAAUGUAAAAUGGAUUGUAAUUCAGUCACAAGCUUUUGUAGCAUCACUCAUGACACAUUGUAAACCAACUAAGGAUGUAACUUAUCACAGAAGCACUGCCCAUUCUGCUCCCAGUGGUUAGUGCCUAACAUUGCAUACCUGCAUUUGAUGGUGUCCCAGUUACAAUAGAUGUUUACCAAAACAGACCCAAGUCAUUUCCUAAGUAUUGGAGUCAGUGUUAUUUACUAUAGGUCAAGACAAAACUCUGACUCUUCUGGAUGCAGGCUGGACUAGAUAUCAGUUCCAGUCAAAUUGCUAUUGACUAUGACUGUAAAUCUCAAAAACAGUGGUGUAAUUAACCAAAAAAAAUAGCUGUUGGUGCCUGAGUGACUCAAUGAGAGGAGGGGAUAGAAGAGAAAGAAAAAGAUCAAUUUUAGGAAUAGGAUUCACUUUGAGAAAUUGCAAAAGAAAAAUCAAUAUUGGCAUGACAACUUUUAUGGAUGAUUUUAAUUAAUUUUGUUUUAACAAAUGCCUGUUAUCUUCAUACAGUAUAGUCUUCAGCCCCAGGGAGCCUCCUUACUAAAAGGUGAAGAAGAAUAAUAAAGCUCCUUGGGGUUCCUAUCAAUUUGUUUUUGAAAACUCAAUAUUGAACAGUAAUGCUAACAGUAGGAGACUGAAUAAAGAACAGAUCCUCAGACUGUAUGUCAGCUAAAUCAGUGUGCUGCUACAGUGAAAUCUGGAUCCAAUAGAAUCAAUUUAAAUUUUUUUGUGUACUGCAACUAGUUUUGUGUUACCAAUUUUGAUCCCUGCUGUCUGGAGCACAUUAAUACAUCCAGCCAGGACCCUUCAUGACAUAAAUCCAACUCCACAUACAAUAUGGUUGUCAUUCCACCAUUCACUGCUCUGGGUGCUAUACAUUGAAUUCUGGUCCAAUAUUAGUCAAUGUCAAAAUAACAGAUAAGUAAUUGGUUCCUUUUUCACAUAAACAAUACAGCAACUUCAAAAAAAAAUACUUGUGGAUUACAUGAUAACAUACAAAGCUGACUAGAGUUAUGCUCCUCUACAUUAGCUUUGCAUAAAUGUCAUUUUACUGUCUGCCUUACUGUUGAAGUGAAUGGUACAACAUUGAUGUAUUUACAUGGUGAAUACCAACAAAACCUUGGGCAGCUGUUCAGCUUUUAAAACAACAUGCAAGCUGUUAAUUAUCAUAAUGUAAAUUCUGGUAUGAAUAAUUAUUGCUAAUGAGUCAGAUUUUAAAAAAACCUUAAGAAACAAAAGUUCAGAUGUUCAGUUUUAAAUUUGUUCACUUUUCAUUUUUAUCUUCUCAAUCCCUUUAUACACAUUAUUUAACAUUGAAUUUCACUGAUUUUUAAUUCACUGUUGUCUUAUCACUCACCAGGAGCCCGGAUGCCCAAUUUACAUCACCUUAUUGCUAUCAACUCUGACUUACAGUAAUGUUGUGGACUUCUCAGUAAGUUGAAGGGAGUAGAGUCAGGCUGCUGCUGUUAGAUGUCUUAUUACUUUAAAAAAAAUGACAAGGGCAAAUGGUGGCUAAACCAGUAUCUGCUACUCAUCCCUCCUCAUGGCGGAAUUUGAAUUCAGUAAGAAUCUGGAAUUAUGAGCUGAAUGAUGACCAUGAAUCCAUGUUGAUAGAAAAUAUUGUCUGGUUCACUAUGUCCUUAAGAGGAAGAAACUGCCAUCCUUACCCGGUUUGGUCUACAUGUGACUCCAGACCCACAGCAAUGUAAUUGACUCUUAACUACCCUCUAACCAAUUCCAGAUGGGCAGUAAAUGCAGGCGAGCCAGUGAUGCCCACAUCCCAUGAAUAGUAUUGGUAGAUCCACAGUGUUGUUAGGGAGGAUUUGGACCCAAUGACAGGGAAGAAUGGUAAUACAAUUCCAAGUCAGAAUGGUGUAUAUUUUGGAGGGGAGCUUGAAAGAGAUGGUGUUCCAGUAUGCCUGCUACCUCUGCCCUACAGGCCAGUGACUCAUCUCUGUGUUACAUUUCAGAUGUGCGACGAGCAGUAAAACAGAUUUCUAUAUAUAGUACUAUGGAACUCCCUACAGUAGCCCCCUCAUUCCUAGGACCAUAUUACCAACAAUUAGCUCUUUUACAGAAACCUUGAACAUAGUUUGAUCUAAGAGGUUGGUUUUAGGAAUGUCUUAAAAGGAGGCUGUAAGGCCAAGGAUUAGGAGGGAAUUUGUACUUUAGAUCUAAGCAGCCAAAGCCACGUAUGGGAGACUGAAAAAAAUCAGGAUGUGUAAGAAGCCAAGAGAUAACAAGGUGUAAAGCUGGAUGAACGCAGCAGGCCAAGCAGCAUCAAGGGAGCAGGAAAGCUGACAUUUUCUGAAGAAAGGUCUGGGCCCAAAAUGUCAGCUUUCCUGCUCGGCCUGCUGUGUUCAUCCAGCUCUACACCUUGUUAUCUCAGAUUCUCCAGUAUCUGCAGUUCCAACUAUCUCUGUGCAAGAAGCCAGAUCUGAAGCAGAGCAGAAAUUUUGUCAGGUUGAAGGUGCUGGGAAAGGCAGAGCCACUGCUAGAUUUAAAAACAAGAAUUAGUAUUUUAAAAUUGAGGGCACUGCACUAGGGACUGGAAGCCCAGGUAGUUUAUGGGAUACAAAUGUGAUAAGCACCACUAAUUUAAAUCCAAAUCUUUACCUUGAGACCGUGAGACCCUUUACCAGAAUUCUGUCUUGUAUUGAUAAUAAAUACAACUCUCUCAGUAAUGAUUCCCUGUCACCAUUGCCCAUAUUUCCAGUAUUCAUUGUUGAAGUAGUAUUUUCUGUGCAUAAACAAUUUAAAACAUGCUGAGUAAACAAAGAUUUGCAACUAUUUAAGCUGCACACAGAUUUUGAUGACAAUGUUUACAGAAUACUACUUUUAAUACAUCUAUUUCUUGUAUUUUUAGCUGAAGUUUGUCAAAGUUUACAAAGUUGGUAUACAAUGCACCACCUUACAAUUUACGGCCAAUUCAUCGGAGUGUUUUGGUCUUAAAAAGAAUCUUGACUUCAGUGAUAAAGAGCUUCCUCUUCCCAAAAAUAAAAAUCCAGUGCUGGUGGUGGGGACAAAGCCCUUCAAAAUGGGUUGUAACAAACUAUAUACAGGACCUUUAGUUUCCUGACUUCAACAUGGGAUAGAGGUACAGGAGCCCAGGAGCUCCUAGAGUGGUUUUCUGAUCAGUGAGGGUGUUGAUCUCAGUGCCUUGGGGCUAGGAAAGGGACAGGAACAUAAUAAUCUGAUGGUAUUCACUGUCUGGACCACCACUUGCAGAAUAGCCAUUUUGGCGAGGUGGAGGGUGGCAUUUCGCAACUGUAGGCUGUAUUGUACCAGAAAUCACUAGAAUGCAACAAAAUUUCAAAGGACAUAGACAAUUAAAAGACAGACUUGGAUUUAUCUGGCGCUUUUUGCAACCUCAGGAUAUUCCGUAGCAUUUCCCAGUCAAUUGAAAAACUGCUGGAUUGUAGGGAACACAACUGCUAAUUUGCACACAACAAAAUCUAAAGACACAGGGUUAAUGGUCAGACAAUACAUCUAAGUUUGGUUGAGGGGAUAAAUAUUAGCCAGCCAGGGCAUUGGAAAAUAUUCCUACUGCUGUUCAAAUAAUGCAUGGCAUUUAGGUUUAUAAAUUCUAUUAACAACAACUCCAUCACCACAACACAGCAUAAACCUAGAUUUCUGGUCAAAUCUCUGGACUGGUGCUUGAACUUAGAACCUUCUAGUUCAGAGAAAAGGCAGCCUGUAUUAACCAAAAUACCACCUGAGGAGGCUGCUGAUUCUGGCCGCACAACUUGGACAAAUUAAAAGAACACACUUGAUGGAAUUUUUUUAAAAAAUAGAAUGCCUAAGUCUUACUGUCCCCAAUGUUUUUAGUUGUAAAAUUCAGAACUGUUUUGUAUUUCUUCUAUGCAUUUUUUCUUCUGGUGAGCUGCAUCCCAUUAUGUUUGAAGAGGUGAUGCUGAUAGAACCAUUGUUGUUUUUGUACAUUUUCAUUAAAAUAUUAUUGCUACA